AUGACUGACGCCCAACCCGAGCAAGUCCCACAAGAAGAAGGCAAGGUAGAAGUUGCUGCCGAGCCAACACCAGAACCAAAAGCUGAAGAGCCAAAGGCAGAAGAAGCUGGUGAAGCAUGCCCAAUUUCCUGCUCCGCCUGCAAGAGAGGUGAUGGCCCAUUCGGUCUUACCUGCCCAUGCAAGCACCCAGAAAUCUUCGAGAACUUCUUCAACAGCCACCCAGUUGCAUUCCGCCGUGUUCAGGAAGUUAUCUUCCUCAAGCGCCCAAUUGUUCUUGGUGUUACAUUUGUUGUUAUGAACCUCUUAUUCUUCAUCUGGCGUAAGAUGAACCUUAACUUCUACGCUGCUGUUGCUAUAGCCACACUCCUUUAUGCAGUUUACAACGCUUUCAUUGCUAACUUUGUUCCAAAGGUUCUUGAAAUGGCAUUUGGCGCUAACGUUGAGCCAGGCACACCAGAACAAGCUAACCACAUCCGUGAUGCUAAGGAAGCUGCUCAGUUCUUUGCUAAGUAUCUCAGAUUCAUGCCAGUUGUUCUUGGCGUUAUUGAGAAGCUUUACAAGGAUCAGACACUCGUUGGCCGCCUCAUCUGGUGCUCAUUCCUUGUUGGCAUCUUCAUCCUUUCCCUCUUCAUUUCUGUUUUCUGGAUCCUUGUUAUCGUUGCUAACAUCGCUCUCCUUUGCCCACCAGUUCUCACACACGAGAAGGUCCAGGCCCGCCUUAACAAGAAGUAA
This is a messenger RNA of Trichomonas vaginalis G3, 732 nucleotides long. RefSeq lists its product as uncharacterized. The coding region runs from base 1 to 732 and encodes 243 amino acids. NCBI's taxonomy places the organism in Eukaryota, Parabasalia, Trichomonadida, Trichomonadidae. The transcript has a single exon. The record is from RefSeq and is a predicted model, not a curated record.